Molecule: messenger RNA, 831 nt
Organism: Elephantulus edwardii (Cape elephant shrew)
Lineage: Eukaryota; Metazoa; Chordata; Mammalia; Macroscelidea; Macroscelididae
Gene: SNX11
Product: sorting nexin 11
Exons: 6
Coding region: 1-831 (276 amino acids)
Biological process (GO): intracellular protein transport
Molecular function (GO): phosphatidylinositol binding
Source: RefSeq, a predicted model, not a curated record
AUGGGCUUUUGGUAUAGGAUGUUGGAGACUCAAGAGCAGGAGGAGGUGAUCACUGUGCGUGUUCAGGACCCCCGUGUACAGAAUGAAGGUUCUUGGAAUUCUUAUGUGGAUUAUAAAAUAUUCCUCCAUACAAACAGCAAGGCCUUUACUGCUAAGACGUCCUGUGUGCGGCGCCGCUACCGGGAGUUUGUGUGGUUGAGAAAGCAGCUACAGAGAAAUGCUGGUUUAGUGCCUGUACCUGAACUUCCUGGGAAGUCAGCUUUCUUUGGCAGCUCAGAUGAAUUCAUUGAGAAGCGGCGACAAGGUCUGCAGCACUUCCUUGAGAAGGUGCUGCAGAGUGUGGUCCUUCUGUCAGACAGCCAGUUGCACCUCUUCCUGCAAAGCCAGCUCUCUGUGCCUGAGAUAGAAGCCUGUGUGCAGGGCCGAAGCCCCAUGACUGUUUCCGAUGCCAUUCUUCACUAUGCUAUGUCAAACUGUGGCUGGGUCCAGGAAGAGAGACAAGGUUCUUCUCACCUGGCUAAGGGAGACCAGCCCAACAGUUGCUGCUUUCUUCCGAGAUCUGGUAGGAAGGACUCUCCCUCACCACCUCUCAGUGAAGAAAAGGACCAUCUAGAAGUGUGGGCUCCUGUUGUUGACUCUGAGGCACCUUCCUUGGAGAGUCUAACUCUCCCAGCCCUCUCUUCACCAUCACGCUGUGAUUUUGCAAGACCCAAUGAGGAAACUUCUGCUACUCAGGCUUCGAGGAGGGCCAUGGGCGGGGACCAGUCAGACCCCUUAUCUUACCCUGUGCCUUUGGACCCUAGUCAGUUAGAAACAGUCUUAGAAAAGUGA